AGAUGGGCACAAUGAUUUCCCGUACAUGAUCCGCGGGUGGUACUUGGGAAAGGUUGACGAUGCAGAUGUCGACGCAGAACAUAUGCCUAUCGCGCAUACCGACAUCAUCCGGCUGCGAAAAGGAUGCGUUGGAGCUGUAUUCUGGAGCGCAUAUGUGCCACGUCCAGAUGCCAACGCAGAAAACGACUUCUCCACUGGCGCACACUACGAGAGCUUGUGCGCUACCUUGCAACAAAUUGACAUUAUCCAUUGCCUGACGGAGAAAUACUCUCACGCCUUAGGUUUCGCUCGCAAUUCGAAGGACGUAUGGGAUAUCUUUCGCUCUGGUCGUGUGGCCGGCUUGAUUGGGGUCGAGGGUUUGCACCAGAUUGCUAACAGCGCGAGCGUUUUGCGGAAUUUUUAUCGCCUGGGUGUUCGGUACGUGACGUUGACUCACGAUAGCAACAACCUUUAUGCUGAUGCGACGAACUCAAAGGAACCCGCACAUCAGGGCCUUUCAAAGGAAGGCGUUGCGAUGGUAAGAGAAAUGAAUCGAAUUGGCAUGAUAAUCGAUCUCUCUCACACAUCCGUGGCAACGCAAAAGCAAGUCCUAGCCAUCUCCAAAGCCCCUGUGAUUUUCUCGCAUUCAUCUUGCUCUGCGUUGACGCACCAUCCGCGUAACAGUCCCGACGAGGUUCUGGACGCACUGAAGGCGAACGGCGGAGUAUUCAUGGUUACGUUUCUGCGAAAGCUCACCGAUGCUACCGAUCCAACUCUCGAGAGAGUAGCAGACCAUGUCCAACAUGUAGGCAACCGCAUUGGGUACGAGCACGUCGGGAUCGGCUCCGAUUUUGAUGGGACAAUGCAGACGGCGUCGGGCUUGGAUGACGUUUCCAAGUUUCCCUUUCUGAUUGCUGAGCUCCUUAGAAGAGGGGUAGGGGAACAGUCAAUCAAGUGUUUGGCUGGCUUGAAUAUACUGCGCGUUCUGGACGCAGUUGACAAAGUGUCUGCGAGUAUGAAGGAGGAAGGAGUAUACAUGCUACAAGACAUCAUCGAACCGGUGUGGGAUGAGAAGAUACGCAAUCAAGUGAGAGAAGUCAGGGGUGUGCAUGGAUAA
Molecule: messenger RNA, 1096 nt
Organism: Westerdykella ornata
Lineage: Eukaryota; Fungi; Ascomycota; Dothideomycetes; Pleosporales; Sporormiaceae
Exons: 5
Coding region: 26-1096 (356 amino acids)
Biological process (GO): proteolysis
Molecular function (GO): metallodipeptidase activity
Source: RefSeq, a predicted model, not a curated record